Molecule: messenger RNA, 1843 nt
Organism: Coffea arabica (coffee)
Lineage: Eukaryota; Viridiplantae; Streptophyta; Magnoliopsida; Gentianales; Rubiaceae
Product: WAT1-related protein At2g37460-like
Cellular component (GO): membrane
Molecular function (GO): transmembrane transporter activity
Source: RefSeq, a predicted model, not a curated record
AUAGGCAAGUUUCAUAAGUUUAUGCUACUCCCCCACACUUAGCUUCCAUGAUAUUGAAGCAGAAUUUACAGAAUUGCACUAGGUGGCAUCAAUUGAUUUAGAGGAUCGCGAUAAUAUAUAGAACAACUUAGCUACAUUUCAGGACCUCCUUUUGAAGCAACACAAUAGCUGAGUAGGGAAGAUGGAAACAAAAGGACUUGCUGCAAAGGAUAUAAUUUACAAGCUAUUUAACAGGGCGAAGCCCUUUGCUGCUGUAAUUUUUUUGCAAUUUGGGCUUUCAGGAAUGGAUAUCCUCUCAAAAGUUGCACUCAAUGAAGGGAUGAGCAAUUAUGUAUUUGUGGUCUACCGCCAUGCCAUUGCCACGGCUCUUAUUGCCCCUUUUGCCAUCAUACUGGACAAGAAAAUAAGGCCGAAGAUGAGACUCUCAAUAUUUGCAAAGAUCCUGGUUCUCAGCCUACUCGAACCAGUUAUAGACCAGAAUCUCUACUUUUUGGGCAUGAAAUACACCACAGCGACCUUUGCUGCAGCCAUGUGCAACAUUCUUCCUGCCAUAACCUUUCUGAUGGCCUGGAUCUUCAGGCUUGAGAAGGUGAAAUUAAAGAGCAUUAACAGCCAAGCAAAGAUAGUUGGCACUGUUGCCACCGUUGGAGGUGCCAUGCUCAUGACACUACUUAGAGGACCAGUUAUUAAGCUGCCCUGGACAAAAGGAACCACCAGUCCUGAACAUCAAAGUGGUGGUAUAAAUCUUCAAAAUUCAAUCAAGGGCGGACUCUUUAUCACAAUUGGAUGUUUCGGUUGGUCUUGCUUCAUGGUUUUACAAGCAAUUACACUUCGGGCAUAUCCAGCUGAGCUCUCUCUCACUGCUUGGAUAUGCCUACUGGGAACAGCUGAAGGAGCCAUACUGGCACUAAUAAUGGAGAGGGGAAAGGCUGCAGUGUGGUCCAUAAACUGGGAUACUAAAUUUCUUGCAGCUUUAUACAGCGGUGUUUUCUGCUCUGGACUUGCUUAUUAUAUCCAAGGAGUAGUCAUGAAACAAAGAGGCCCUGUUUUUGUGACAGCUUUUAGUCCUUUGAACAUGGUUAUUGUGGCUGUCUUAAGCUCUUUCAUUCUGCAUGAGCUAAUGGAUCUGGGAAGGGUGCUUGGAGCCAUUACCAUAGUUGUUGGCCUUUAUCUUGUUGUAUGGGGUAAAAGAAAGGACUAUGAUUGCCCGUCUAUUGAAGGACUUCCAACAGACAUUCAAAUGAUGAGUGCAGAUACCAAGUGCAAGGAAAACAAUAAUCAUGAGGUUGUCAACAUUAAUUCAUCCAAAGAAGGAGCUGUCACUGGAGAUGAAGUAUAAUGACAAUGGUUCUCAGAUUCUAUAUAGUCAUUCUGAAAGUUGCUUUAACUCCAUGUGAAACAGUAGACUUCUUUUCUGUACCCCCUGUUCAUGAUGACUCCAGGGAAAGGUAGAGUAUAUUCUAAUUGUAAUGCGACUAAAGCCAGUCUAACAUAAUGACGGCAUAUGUGGUGUAGAGUCACUUGACCACUGCAAUGUUUUUUAAUGUCAAUUAUCAUAAGACAUUUACCCCAGAUAAGGAUAUGUGGGUGAGUAAUUGACAUGUUAUAUUUCUUGACAAGCAUGCAUUUGAGGACACCAGUCAGCUUGUGGAAUUGUGAACACUCUACAUGCUGACAGAACUUGGCAUCUAACAAUUUUAUCCAAGACCAUGGCAAUUGGGUACUUGAAAAUGUGGUAUUUGUCCCAGCUUUGUUCUUCAAUACCUAGAUAUGUACCCUAAACAUCAACCUCUCUUGUAACAUAUUUUGAGGAGAAAUAGAUGUUGAAACUCAUAAGAGGGAC